AUGCAACACGAGAAUAGAAGGAAGCGAAUUCCAGGCAUUCAUCCAUAUUUGGCGGUUAUAGGGGAGCUAAGGCAAGAGCUUGGAAAGGUGACUGCAUCGAUAAACGACCUUAGGGACAAGAUCUCUGCUAUUUACAAACAGGAAAGGGAAAACUCGCCAAAGAACAAUCUGUAUAAGAAGUUAGAUGAUCUAAGCAACGAGAUCAAGGCGUUGAAGGAGAACAGGUCCAAGGUAUUUAACUCGAAGAGCGAAGUACUGGGAGCAUACGAGAAUGUCAAGAGCGAGAUUCAGCCCGAGAAGGGGAAGAAGAUGAUGAGUGCGCAGGAGAUUGAUGGGCGUAUGAAGGAGAUAAAUCUUAAGCUUAUUUCCAGUAAGUGCGACUUGAAGACCGAAAAGAUGUUUGAGGCGGAGAUUGAGAAUCUUAGGAAGCAGAGAAAGAACAUUGGAAUGCUGGAGCAGAAGAGCAAGCUUGCUGUAGAGAUGAAGGGUAAGCUUGAUGUGCUGAAUGCAGAGAUCAAGGAGCUGAACCAGAAGAUAGCGGAAAGACAGUCGAUCGUUGACGGAAUCAAAUCCGAGCUGAAGGAAAUCAGCGACCAAGGAAAGCCUAAGAACCCUGUGGUUGACGGGUAUGAGAAGAACAUCCAAGCACUUAAGAGCAAGAGAGGGGAGAUUUCCGAGAAGAUAAAGACACAACAGGAGAAGAUCCGGGAGAAGGAAAUUGAGUACGACAAGUUCCUCGAGGAGAUAUCUAUUGCACAAGCUCUUGAAAGGCAGAAGGAGGAGAUAAUGCAGAGGAUUCAUGGUCUUGAGGAGCAGAAGAAUAUCCUUUCAAAGGAAGAGUCCAAGCUUGAUCCUUCGAAGUUUGAUUCAAUAAUAUUUAGGAUGGGAUCUCUCUCUCUGUCUGGAGAGAAGGUCAGCCUUCCAGUUGACCUGGCCCUCUACUUGAGCCAGCACAAGAUCCCGAUUCCGACAUGUGCCAACCAGAUGAAACCAACGAUUGAGGUCCUCAAGUCUCAGAAAGAAAGCUUCUCCAACCAAGUGACUGAAAAGAGAAAGGAAUUUGAAGGCAAGAUUUCUGAUCUUGAAAGAAAGAUAGCCGAGGAAAGAAAGAUCUUGUUGGGCAUGCCUCCCACUGAUGUGAGACUGCUAAAGUUCAAGCGCGAUUAA
Molecule: messenger RNA, 1167 nt
Organism: Encephalitozoon cuniculi GB-M1
Lineage: Eukaryota; Fungi; Microsporidia; Unikaryonidae
Exons: 1
Coding region: 1-1167 (388 amino acids)
Source: RefSeq, marked provisional